Messenger RNA from Priapulus caudatus, 2587 nucleotides. Its product is annotated as regulator of chromosome condensation-like. The transcript is spliced from 7 exons. The coding region runs from base 1 to 1194 and encodes 397 amino acids. Lineage: Eukaryota; Metazoa; Priapulida; Priapulimorpha; Priapulimorphida; Priapulidae. Gene Ontology annotation, cellular component: cytoplasm. Gene Ontology annotation, molecular function: guanyl-nucleotide exchange factor activity. The record is from RefSeq and is a predicted model, not a curated record.
AUGUUCGAGGAUCUACAUAGAAAAGUUUACAAGCAGUGCCACCUGUGGCUCUCGCAGGUGUACACGUUCGGCUGUAAUGACGACGGAGCGCUGGGUCGCAGCACGACCCGCGAAGGCAGCGAGACGACGCCGGGCCGCGUCACGCUCGACGGCCCCGCGGCAGCGGUCAGCGCUGGCGACUCGCACACGGCCGCGCUGAUGACCGAUGGACGCGUGUUCGCGUGGGGAUCGUUCCGGGACUCCAGCGGGCUGAUGGGAUUGACUGGCGCCGGGCCUCAGCCCUCUCCCACGCAGCUGCUGGAAUCGGUGCGCGUCGCACAGAUCGCGUCGGGCAGCGACCAUCUAGCCUGCCUGUCGGACGGUGGUGACAUCUACACGUGCGGCUGCGCAGAGCAGGGACAGCUCGGCCGCGUCGCAGAGGUCUUCGCGAAGAGGGGCGGACGCAGAGGUCUCGGGUUCGUACUGGAGCCUGGCAUCGUCCACUGCAAACGCGUGCGAGGCAAGACGAUCCAGUUCGACAAGAUCUGGGCCGGCCAGUACGUGACGUUCGCCAGGAGCAAGGCCUCUGGGGAUGUGUAUGCUUUCGGCCUGAACAACUAUUGCCAGCUAGGGUUGCCGCAAAAAGUGCACUCUGCGUUCAUGCCACAACAAGCGAAGACCUUCGACAACAAGUGUUGGGUGAAGAUCAACGGUGGCCAGCACCACACGUUGGCGUUAGACGAUCAAGGCAGAGUGUACUCGCUGGGUAGGAAGGAGUACGGCCGGCUGGGGCUGGGAGAGGAGGGCGACGACCAGGCUUCUCCCACGCUGCUCACCUCUCUCUCCGGCGUCACGUGCACCGACGUCGCGUGCGGAAGCUGCGUCUCCUACGCGGUGACGGAGGAGGGUGCGGCGUACGCCUGGGGCAUGGGCACAAACGGACAGCUGGGCAACGGCAACGACGACGACGACCGGUGGACGCCCGAGCGGAUGAGCGGCCGGGCGCUGCAGACUCGCGCCGUGCUGCGUGUGAGCGCUGGAGGCCAGCACUCCGUCCUGCUGGCCGGCGACCGCCCGCCCGCCGCCGCCGCCCCCGGGGACCCGUCGCAAGUCAGCUCGACGACGGACGCGGCGGGGUUGCGACCCGGGGUCGCGGAGAACGGCGUCGCGGCGUCGGCGUGCAAUGAGGCCGUGCCGGCUACCGCCAGCAGCUAGCGACCGGGCCACGGGGGGACAGGCGGGGGUGCGAUCGCGGGGCCGGGAGAGCGGGACGACCCCCCGUUCGAACGGCCGAAUCGACCGUGCCGUGGUGGGGCAGGCGGGGGUGCGAUCGCGGGGCCGGGAGAGCGGGACGACCCCCCGUUCGAACGGCCGAAUCGACCGUGCCGUGGUGGGGCAGGCGGGGGUGCGAUCGCGGGGCCGGGAGAGCGGGACGACCCCCUGUUCGAACGGCCGAAUACCUUGCCGGAUCGGUGAGUAUAGGAAAUGACGACGGCUCCUCGACGCACGCAUCCUCACGGUGCAGAUGACGGGGCGUCGCCGUGGUAACUCGUCGCUACGGGCGUUUGACGCUGCGAGGUUUGGUUUCUGUAGGUGUUGCCGACAAUAGGCCGAGGCCAUGAUAAAGAUAUUGUUUGUUUGCCCUCACCCGACCGACCCGCCAAAAAAGUGCCGACUCAAACAUUUUUAUUUAUCUUUAUCACUAUACAUUAUAUAAGUCUGUAUAAUGCUGAAUUUAUAAAAAGACCCCCUCUCAAAAAAAUAAAUUAAAAGCCUACCUACCUACCCAAACUUUUCAGCCUGGGUCGGGUGAGGGCAAACAAAUAUUUUUUUAAUUCUGGCCCGUUGGGCCAAACAGCUCCAUCGUCGUGCCGUCGAGAUCUCGCCGUGAGAGUCUUGCUGCUGGUAGCGUCGCCGGUGUGAUGCGAGAUGCAGAGUGAUCGAGAAGUGAAUUCAGGGGAGAGGAUUCGCGAGCGUAGUUUGAGAGUUGUCGCGCAUGGGACAAGGAGAGGAAGAAGCGGUGGUGGCAUGCGCGUACGGUAUCGCGAGGGAUGGGUAAACGAUCAUGGUAGUGGUGCACGUGUCCGAAUGCCUUUCCUUCUUUCUCCCUCCGGCUUUGUCUCUCUCUCGCUCUGUCCCUCCCUCCCUUCCUCUCUCCUCUUUCUCUUACUCACUCACUUCCUCUCCCUUUCUCUUACUCUCUCACUUCCUCUUUAUCACCUUGACUGAGACUCACUUCCUCUCCCUCUCUCUUAUAUUACUCUCUUACUUCCUUUCUCCUGUUGACUUCCUCUUCUCUCCCGUUGGCUCCCUUCUUCUCUCUCUCUUUCUCAGCUCACAGUAAUCAUUCUAAACAAUUUAUUCUACGUUGCUAUUUUAAUACACGAAGUUUUUCAUGCGAUGAAAUAUAAUAAAUAAUGAGUAGGUUUAUCCAUGAAGUAAUCAAAUAUUGCAUUCGAUUUGUAUCGGUGACAGAAAAGAGACAUGUUGCGAUUAUUGUACUGUGUACUGCUUAUUUGUACUGUACAAAUUUUCGUGAUAUUCUGCCAUUUUUAAUACGUUGUUUAUCAUUUAUACUAAUAAUAACUGUACUAAAAAUUUUAACAAA